AUGUCGUCGCAGGAGAAACAGGUCUGGCUCAUCACCGGGGCGUCCAGCGGCUUCGGCCUGCAACUCGCCCUCCGCGCCCUCGCCGCCGGGCAGCACGUCAUCGGCACCGUCCGCAGCAGCGCCGGCCCCUCCGCCUCCGCCGUGCACCAGCUCACCUCCGCCGGCGGCCACGUCCUCGAGCUGGACAUGACGCACCCGCAAGCCGCCAUCCACGAGGUCGUGGCGCUGCAGUACCGCACCAACGUCUACGGGCCGCUGUUCACCACCCAGGCCGUGCUGCCGGGUAUGCGCGCUCGUCGCCGCGGCUGCGUCGUCAACGUGUCCAGCGCCGCGGGGCAGGACGCCGGCGCCGCGCGGGGUCUCUACGGCGGCAGCAAGUUCGCCCUCGAGGGGCUGACGGAGGCGCUGCGCGCCGAGGUCGCCGAGUUUGGCGUUGCGGUGCUGCUGGUCGAGCCGGGGCUCUUCCGGACCAACUUCUUCCGGGCGCUGCGCACGCCCGCGGCGCCGCUGCCGGAGGCCUACCGGGACGGCUCCGCGGUGAGCGGGGCGCUGGACGCGUUCGCGGCGCUGGCGGACGGCACGGGCGGCGGGGACCCAAGCAAGGCGGCGGACCGCAUCUACGAGGUCGUCGCGGGGGAGGGGCUCGCGGGACACUUGAGGGGCAAGGUGCUGAGGCUGCCGCUGGGGAUGGACGCCGUGGAGCGCGUGGAGGCGAAGCAGAGGAGUGUCCUGGCCGAGGUGGCCGAGGCGAGGAAGCUCGAGGAGCAGCAGAGCACGGCCUUGGCCAGCUAG
Molecule: messenger RNA, 792 nt
Organism: Cordyceps fumosorosea ARSEF 2679
Lineage: Eukaryota; Fungi; Ascomycota; Sordariomycetes; Hypocreales; Cordycipitaceae
Product: NAD(P)-binding domain protein
Exons: 2
Coding region: 1-792 (263 amino acids)
Molecular function (GO): oxidoreductase activity
Source: RefSeq, a predicted model, not a curated record